This is a messenger RNA of Folsomia candida, 2294 nucleotides long. Its product is annotated as sodium-dependent nutrient amino acid transporter 1. NCBI's taxonomy places the organism in Eukaryota, Metazoa, Arthropoda, Collembola, Entomobryomorpha, Isotomidae. The coding region runs from base 312 to 2198 and encodes 628 amino acids. Gene Ontology annotation, molecular function: L-amino acid transmembrane transporter activity. Gene Ontology annotation, biological process: sodium ion transmembrane transport. The record is from RefSeq and is a predicted model, not a curated record. The transcript has 18 exons. Gene Ontology annotation, cellular component: membrane.
AUCAUUCCACAUUAUAUAACCAACCCACUCCAACAUGUACACAGAUAGAGUGCAUAAUCAAAUACUAGACAUUUUCCUCUUCCACUUAUUCUUAUCGCGUAAACCUUCACACUUAUCUUCCCAACUUUAAAACAAUGCUUGCACACAAUCAAUCACGAAACAAUUUAAUGGAUUUCAUCAUAUUUUUUGAAUUGCUUUCGGCUCAUUAAUGAAUUCGGCGUGGGUUGGGCCGGAAUCACUUUGUUUGGCGUUGGAGUCUGUUCAGAAGGGACGAUACACACGCCACAAGGUCACAGAUAUAUACAUAAAAUAUGGAACCCGCGAUACCAACGGUUGAUGUGGACAGUCCACCACCAUAUAAUGAUCUACCCCCACAACAGCAGCAGGGCUACUUAAACGAUGCCUUUGUUCCUGAUGGAGGUGACGAGGAAAAGAGCAGGAAAAAUCUCCAAUUUGGCGACGAUCCAAAGCAUGUGACCAUUUGGAGCAAAGAGACAGAUGCUGAUAACCCCGAAGGUGAAGGUGAUGACGAAGGUCGCGAUGUGUGGGACAGUCCCGUAGAAUUUUUGCUUUCAUGCAUUUCAAUGAGCGUCGGUCUCGGAAAUGUUUGGCGCUUUCCGUUCACAGCCUAUAGCAAUGGAGGAGGUGCUUUUUUGAUCCCCUACAUCAUCGUCCUUAUCGUCAUUGGAAGGCCAAUUUACUAUUUGGAGAUGUGUUUAGGCCAGUUUUCACGUUACGGUCAAGUGAAAAUCUGGAAUAUGGCACCAAUCUUCAAGGGCGUGGGCUAUGGCUCGAUGAUUGGUACAAUUUGCGUCGUUUCGUAUUACUGCAGUAUUAUGGCGGUCACUAUAUUUUAUUUUUUCGCCUCCUUUCGAAAAACUCUCCCGUGGGAUUAUUGUGAUAGGAGUUGGGGUGGUGGUUUUUGUAAUGAGAAUGGAACAUUAAAUCCCACUGUAAAUACCGAGAACAAAACCAUUGCUUCCCUUUAUUAUACGAUGGAGGUGUUUCCGCAGAAGAAUGACAUUUCUGAUGGAUUAGGAAAACCUGACUGGCGACUUUCACUUUGUCUUCUUGCGUCCUGGAUCAUCAUCUUCUUUUCCCUUUGGAAAGGGGUAAAAUCAUCGGGAAAGGUGGCCUACUUCACGGCAAUUUUUCCGUAUGUCGUCCUUACCAUCAUGCUCAUUCGUGGCGUUACAUUAAAUGGGGCAUGGAAAGGCAUAAAAUACUUUAUCGAACCACAAUGGGACAAAAUCUAUGAACCAAAGGUUUGGUCUGCUGCAAUCGGUCAGUGUUUUUUCAGUCUUGGAACAGGGUUUGGACCUAUAAUCAUGUUCUCAAGCUACAAUCCAUUUAGACACAACGUCUACCGGGACGCGUUGGUCAUCAGUUUCAUGGACACUUUCACCUCGAUUUUAGCAGGAUGCACGAUAUUUGCCGUGUUGGGCCAUUUAUCCGAAGAGACUGGGAGGCCAAUUGAAGACGUGACCGACGGUGGAGCUGGCCUUGCCUUUGUCUCUUAUCCUGAAGCCAUUGCAAAGUUCACAUUUGUUCCACAGUUGUUCGCCGUCCUGUUUUUCUUGAUGCUUUUCACUCUUGGGAUCGGAUCCGCAACGUCCCUCACGAGUGGUGUUAUUACCAUAAUUUGCGACCAAUUUCAAACCUGGAAGAGGUGGUUGGUCACGCUUAUAGUUUGCGUAAUCGGUUUCUUUUCGGGUCUUUUGUACGUAACGGAGGGAGGAAACGCAUUAAUUGACUUCAUAGACUUUUUCGGAGCUAAUUUCGUCGUGUAUCUGAUGGCAAUGUUGGAGGUUGGGGCAAUCGCGUGGGUCUACGGACUUAACAGUUUCUGCAAAGAUAUCGAAUUCAUGCUGGACAGGAAAGUGGGAUGGUACUGGAAAAUAUGCUGGGCCUUCAUUAUUCCCGUGGGACUUUUUGUAAUUCUCGUCUACACCAUGGCCACUCAGGAGCAAAUGUUGUACAAUGGGGUGCCCUAUCCCACAAGUGCAAUUGCCUGUGGAUGGAUUCUGGCUGGGGGAGCAGUCCUUGUAGUACCCGCAGCAGCUCUACAUUCGAUAAGGACAAGGAAGUCACAAGGUUUUGUCGAAAAAUUCAAGGAGGCUCUUCAACCAACGAAGCACUGGGGACCUAAAAACCCUAAACUUCGCCGAGAAUGGGAAGAGUUCAAGAAGAACAAUUAAGCCGAAUCUUUAAGAUAUUUAAAACAUGCUAUUUUUUUAAUGACAAACUAAAAAUCAGAACUGAAUUUGAAAUAAAUAAACAUUUAAAAAUCAUGA